AGAAACAACGACGAAGAAAUUGGAGAAAAUAUAGAAUGAGAAUCUCAGGUCACAGUAUCAUAGCCAUCUCUUUCUUCAUACUCUCAGUCUACAUUCAUCGCGUUCAAGCCCGUCCCUUCGUUCUCGUUCUCUCCAACGACGAUUUCAACGGCGGCUUUGAUGAUAACGGUGCCGAAGAAUCCUCUAAUUUCGAUGAAUUCGGAGAAUCCGAACCCAAAUCCGAAGAGGAGCUUGAUCCCGGUUCCUGGCGACCAAUCUUCGAGCCAAAUGAUUCCGCCGUCCACGCCUCUGCGUCGCCGCAGUACUACUCCGGACUCCACAAAAUCCUCUCGGCGGCGAUUGAAGGAAACAGUACAUUGAUGGAGGAAGCGGUUUCAGAGAUAGAUUCGUGUGCCUCUUCGGGAGAUCCACACGCACAAUCAGUGAUGGGAUUCGUAUACGGGAUUGGGAUGAUGCGUGAGACGAGCCGAAGCAAAUCGAUUUUACAUCAUCAUUUCGCUGCUGAGGGAGGAAAUAUGCAAUCGAAAAUGGCACUUGCUUUCAGAUAUCUAAGACAAAAUAUGCAUGAUAAAGCUGUUGAGUUAUAUGCUGAACUAGCAGAGACAGCAGUGAAUAGCUUUCUGAUUUCAAAGGAUUCUCCAAUGGUUGAGCCAGUUAGAAUCCACAUUGGAACAGAGGAGAAUAAAGAUGCACUUAGGAAAUCCCGUGGAAAGGAAGAUGAGGAUUUUCAGAUAUUGGAAUACCAGGCAGAGAAAGGGAAUUCUGCGGCAAUGCACAAAAUUGGACUGUUUUAUUACUUUGGUUUGAGAGGGCUAAGGCGUGAUCAUGCCAAGGCGUUGUACUGGUUUUCGAAGGCGGUAGAGAAAGGAGAGCCGAUGUCAAUGGAACUUCUUGGGGAGAUUUAUGCUAGAGGAGCUGGUGUUGAGAGAAAUUAUGACAAGGCACUUGAAUGUCUUACACUUGCGGUAAAACAUGGUCUCCAUUCGGCAUUUAAUGGCUUGGGUUACUUGUAUGUCAAAGGCUAUGGAGUAGAUACGAGAAACUACACUAAGGCGAAAGAAUACUUUGAGAUGGCUGCUAAUAGUGAAGAUCCUAGCGGGCAUUAUAACCUUGGAGUGUUGUAUCUUAAAGGCAUUGGAGUCAAGAAGGAUGUGAGGCGUGCAACCAAAUAUUUCUUUGUUGCUGCCAAUGCUGGUCAACCAAAGGCUUUUUAUCAACUCGCCAAGAUGUUCCAUACGGGCGUUGGGCUUACAAAGAACUUGGAAAUGGCGACGACUUUUUAUAAACUAGUAGCAGAAAGAGGACCAUGGAGUUCUCUCUCUAGAUGGGCUCUUGAAGCCUACUCGAAAGGUGAUGUGGGAAAGGCUUUUAUAUUGUAUUCGAGAAUGUCAGAGCUCGGUUUUGAAGUAGCACAAAGUAAUGCUGCCUGGAUCCUCGAUAAAUAUGGGGAAAGAAGCAUGUGCAUGGGAGUGUCUGGGUUUUGCACAGAUAAGGAGAGGCACGAUCGGGCUCAUUCUUUGUGGUGGCGUGCCUCUGAACAGGGAAACGAACAUGCUGCAUUGCUUAUUGGAGAUGCAUACUACUACGGUCGGGGUACAGAGAGGGAUUUCGUGCGUGCAGCAGAGGCGUACAUGUAUGCUAAAUCUCAAUCAAAUGCGCAAGCAAUGUUCAACCUCGGUUAUAUGCAUGAGCAUGGAGAAGGUCUUCCUUUCGAUCUCCAUCUUGCUAAACGUUACUAUGAUCAGGCCCUCCAGAGCGAUGCUGCUGCCAAAUUGCCUGUCACACUAGCUCUUGCGAGUGUAUGGGUUCGCAGAAACUAUGCUGAUACUGCCCUGGUGCAAGUACUGGAUUCCGUACCAGAAGUGUAUCGAAAGGUGGAGGAAUGGGUAGAGAAUGUGGUGUUGGAAGAAGGUAAUGCGACCAUACUAACUCUCUUCCUCUGUCUUAUGACCGUCUUAUAUCUCCGGGGGAGACAACGUAGACAAGUGGUUUUGGAUCCCGUUGGUGCAGACGUGGCACAGCCCCUCGCUGGACCUGUAGCCUUUCCCCAGUAAUGGCUGAAGCAGGUGAAACAAAAGGGUACACAAUCACACCAGAGAAACCAGAAGUUUUCUGUACAGGUUCCAACUUAGUUCCAUACUCAUCACACACUGAACUAUUUAGUUUAAAGCAUAGGCUAUAUCGGGACUGCAUUGUAGGUUUCUCUGUAGAGCAUUUCGAAAAUUUUAUUAACCCUUAUGAAGUUUUGAGAGCAGAAUAA
Molecule: messenger RNA, 2260 nt
Organism: Arabidopsis lyrata subsp. lyrata
Lineage: Eukaryota; Viridiplantae; Streptophyta; Magnoliopsida; Brassicales; Brassicaceae
Product: ERAD-associated E3 ubiquitin-protein ligase component HRD3B
Exons: 6
Coding region: 36-2054 (672 amino acids)
Molecular function (GO): protein binding
Source: RefSeq, a predicted model, not a curated record